AUGGGGGGGUGUCUGUCCACAUGUCCCCCUGGGCUCCGCUCACUCUCUGGCCCUUCUCUCCUCCUUGCAGGGCGAUGCCUGGAGCUCUGCCUCUUCCUGCUCGGCUUGGCGGUCCCGGCCUUUGAGGGCUGCCCCAGCGACUGCGUCUGCUACCCUUCGCCCAUGACGGUCAGCUGCCAGUCGCACAACUUCCUGGCCAUCCCGGAGGGGAUCCCGGCGGAGAGCGAGCGCAUCUUCCUGCAGAACAACCAGAUCUCGCUGCUGCUGCGCGGCCACUUCAGCGCCUCCAUCGUCACCCUCUGGAUCUACUCCAACAACCUGACCUUCAUCGACCCCAAGGCCUUCCAUGGCUUCAGCCGCCUGGAGGAGCUGGAUCUGGGCGACAACCGGCACCUGCGGGAGCUGGCAGCUGAGACCUUCCAGGGGCUGCUCCACCUCCACGCGCUGCACCUGUACAAGUGCGGCCUGAGUGCCCUGCCGAGCGGGCUCUUCCGGGGCCUGCACAACCUGCAGUACCUCUACCUGCAGGACAACCACCUGGGCUACCUGCAGGAGGACCUCUUUGUGGACCUGGUCAACCUGAGCCACCUCUUCCUGCAUGGCAACAAGCUCCGGAGCCUCCAGCCCGACACCUUCCGGGGCCUGGUCAGCCUGGACCGGCUGCUGCUGCACCAGAACCAGCUGCAGAGCGUCCACCGGCUGGCCUUCCACGACCUGCGCCAGCUGACGCUCCUCUUCCUCUUCAACAACAGCCUGGCCGAGCUGCAGGGGGAGGCCCUGGCGCCCCUGGCCGCCCUGGAGUACCUGCGCCUGAACGGGAACCCCUGGAGCUGCGGCUGCCGGGCGCGCUCGCUCUGGGACUGGCUGCGGCGCUUCCGGGGCUCCAGCUCCUCCGUCCCCUGCCAGGGCCCCCAGCCCUUCCACGGCCGGGACCUGAAGGAGCUGCCGGCCGACACCUUCCGGGGCUGCUCGGCCUCCGAGUCCCUGCACCAGACCCACGGGCCCCAGCUGCCCCCCAGGGACCACCCGCCCCUCCUCUCUCCCUCCACGGAACAGGAGGAGGGCACCGCGGGGGGCCACGGCACCCAGUCUGGGCAGCGCCCUGGAUCCCGCAAGAGCCUGAAGAACUGCACCAAGAGCCGCAACCGGAGCAGCCGGCCAGCCUCCCGGGGGCCCUGGAAGAGCGCCGAGGAGGCGCAGGACCUGAAGCACCAGCCCGACCUGGGCCGGCUGCCCAAGCCGAAGGGCAAGUGCCCCCGGGCCCCCGUGCUGCCCCCCAGUGGGGUCCAGCAGGCUGCGGGAGGGGGCCGGAGCUUAGGGGGCCGGGCCACGCUGACCCUCCAUGCUGCUGUCCUGCUCUGGACCCUGGCCUGGGGGGCGAUCUUCCGCUGA
Molecule: messenger RNA, 1392 nt
Organism: Pseudonaja textilis
Lineage: Eukaryota; Metazoa; Chordata; Lepidosauria; Squamata; Elapidae
Source: RefSeq, a predicted model, not a curated record